UGGCGGGAAAUUUAGCAAGACCGUUAGAGAGUGCAAACAAGCGCGAUAGCUCAUUCGAAGUUGAGUUGUCUAGGGGCAAAUUUGGAAAUUUUGUGGUGUUUCAUCUCGAAGUUGUGGGGCGGCAGCUGGUGUACGUAGCAAGGCGCGAGUAUCCAGAUUAACUCGACUUCAUCGUCACUUUGAAUCUGAACUGUAGUCAUGGAAAUAGCACCGGCACACUUUCGUCGUUUAGUAGAACAAGAAACCGAGCGUUUGACAAGCAUCUGCCAUCAUUGGGAAGGCGUCAUUGCUUCCCAACCUGAUAUUUCCGAGGAAGCGCAAGGUUACAUAAGGAGUGCGACGGGAAAAGCGAAGUUGCUCAUGAACGAGCGGUUUUCACAGUUCACCAGUUUGAUUCACAACUGCGAGAACAACCUCGGAGAGAAAAAAACCACCUGCGAUGACCUUCAAGGUUUCUGGGACAUGGUCUAUUUCCAGGUAGAAGAUGUUGACAAGAAAUUUGAUCAGCUUGCCAAGAUGCAGAAAAAUGCAUGGGAACUUGGCCAAAAUGCUGAUGCUGACAAGGCGAGCAUGCCAAGAGUUGGAUCCAAAACUAAAAGUGUCAAGGCUACAAAACCUGUAGCAACAAAAUGUGUGCCCACAGAGGCACAGAAAGCAAGGAUUGAAGCAUCACGCAAACGUCUUGCUGAAGCAAAAGCUCGUGCAGCUACUACAGUUACUGCACGAGGACCUGCUCUAACAGCUGACAAAGAGAAUGCAGUCCUCUUUGAAGCACCAAACUUCUUUCUUGUAUCAAGCCCUGCUCAGUCAAAGCAUAAUAAGCCAAAUCUCUUUCAAGGAACACCAAGGAGCCUUCAAAACACUCCAAAACAGAAGGAUUUUUCACCACUGGCAUGUGUUACACGAUCUGCAAAAAAAGCACUGCUUCAGCAUAACUGAGGGAGAUAUGUUAUUUGGCUUUAACAAAAAAAUGUUUAAUGAACUAUUGCAUGUUUGAAAUGUAUGGGAUGCACCAUUUACACAAUCGAGGUGUACAAGACUUUUCACGCUACAUUAAAGUAUUCCAUCUUACGUUUCUCUUGAUAAAUGCUUCAGUCUGCUGA
This is a messenger RNA of Rhipicephalus microplus (southern cattle tick), 1103 nucleotides long. RefSeq names its product disks large-associated protein 5. Gene Ontology annotation, biological process: mitotic spindle organization; kinetochore assembly; centrosome localization. Gene Ontology annotation, molecular function: microtubule binding. Gene Ontology annotation, cellular component: cytoplasm; nucleus; spindle pole centrosome. Lineage: Eukaryota; Metazoa; Arthropoda; Arachnida; Ixodida; Ixodidae. The record is from RefSeq and is a predicted model, not a curated record.